ACCAAUUGCUGCCGACAGUGGGAUUCAAGGUGGAUUUGUCAAAAUUUAAACAACAUUGAAUUUAUUGAACGAAUAUGUCACCGUUUCAGGCGAUGAUUUACACUCCCACGGACUAUCCUUAUCGAGCCAGUGGUAGCAACCGAGAUGGUCUAGUCAUGCCAGGAACAGAAACUUUUAUUUCUUUAGGAGGAUCGAUGUCCGAUACCACAGAAGAUUUUCGAAGUUUGAAACUGGAGCGUCGCAAUUGUGAUGUUCAAUAUGAAUAUUAUGAAUAUUCAUACAGCGAAUGUAUCACAUCUUGCAAAAUACAAGACAUUGCAGAAAAAUGUGGAUGUAUUCCGUUUUAUUAUCCGGUACCAGCGAAUCUGGAUCAUCUUGCCAGGUGCAACAUGACCGAUCUGCGUUGCCUGAAUCAUUAUAGAAGUCGAUGGCACACUCUGGUGCCGCAGAUCCAGGAUGGAGGUCAUCCUGUCCAGGCUUUCAUGGAUUUUCCUGAAGGACUUCUGCAGUGCGAUUGCUACCCAUCCUGUACCAGCACCGAUUACACCAUCUUCAAAACAUUCGUAUCGAAAAAUGGUUAUCCAUAUAUUAUCUGGGAAUCGUGAGCAUUCAGACUUUCAGAAAAUAUUUUAAAUUCUCUUGUCGAACGGAUUUUAAUUGUCAUCAGGCCUGAGGACAUUAUGAACUCAACCCAUGAAUAUUCCAUUUUGAACGUGAAUUUCGGACGCACUCCAAUAAUGAAACUUACACAAGAUGUACCGACUUCUUGGUUCGAAUUGAUGAGUGACUACGGCGGGAUCUGCAGGAUUUUUUUAGGGUUCAGCAUCAUGCGGGGAAUUGAUAAAUGCUAUCAAUUUUUGCGUGAUAUUUUUAAAAAGGAAAAAUCGGCUAAAAUGGAUUCGAGGAAAAUUGCACUAGUGGGUGAACUAAAAUUAUUUUAUAAAGGAUAAAGAAUUAAGGGCUUCGACAAUUACAAUUACGACAAUUACGAUGAUACAAUUAUCGAGUUGAUAACGUCGAGACAUGUGAUUCAU
Fopius arisanus is the source of this 1034-nucleotide messenger RNA. RefSeq lists its product as uncharacterized. The transcript has 5 exons. The record is from RefSeq and is a predicted model, not a curated record. Gene Ontology annotation, molecular function: ligand-gated sodium channel activity. NCBI's taxonomy places the organism in Eukaryota, Metazoa, Arthropoda, Insecta, Hymenoptera, Braconidae. Gene Ontology annotation, cellular component: plasma membrane. Bases 75 to 605 code for a protein of 176 amino acids. Gene Ontology annotation, biological process: sodium ion transmembrane transport.